Austrofundulus limnaeus is the source of this 2409-nucleotide messenger RNA. RefSeq names its product growth arrest-specific protein 1. Gene Ontology annotation, biological process: regulation of cell cycle. The record is from RefSeq and is a predicted model, not a curated record. Bases 456 to 1205 code for a protein of 249 amino acids. Lineage: Eukaryota; Metazoa; Chordata; Actinopteri; Cyprinodontiformes; Rivulidae. The transcript has a single exon.
CGUGAAGCGUAACCAGAAGCAGGGAGGACAAAGACGCACAUAGCAGGGACAGACUGCAGCAGAGACUCAACUUCUACUAACUUUUUCGGGGUGGAAAAAAAGAGAGAAAACUUUGGAUGGAUGUUUUUUUUUUUAAAGUAGCAGCCGCUCUGUGAAGAGUUGAAACCAGAACGAUGCGUUUAAGUGUGGGCUCUGGUUAACCUCGGACAGUCUGUGCGCAAACAGGACGGAGAGUUUGAGUUGGACACGCUUCCAGAGAUGACUCUCUCGGUGGGUUUUCCUGAGUCAGAUUCUGAUUUCCGUUCGAGGGGAACUUUGUGAAACUGCCGGAGGAUCUCGUGUGAGAGCUCCAGUCGGAAGGUGUUUUACGCAUUUGGAUUCGUCCCCUUCCUUAAAUGUUCUCAUCACCGACUUAAAACCGAAACUUUUUUUUUUUUUUUGAACCAAGAAGAAGCAUGAGAUGUCGGUGCGGCGGCGCGCUGGCACUCCUCCUCCCCUGGCUGCUGCUGAGAAGCCUGGACGCCCAGCUCAUCUGCUGGCAGGCGCUCUUUCGGUGCCACGGCGAGCCCGAGUGCGAGCUCGCCUACAGCCAGUACCUGACGGCGUGCGAGGGCAACCUCCGCGGGACCAGGAGGCAGUGCCCGAGCCACUGCAUCAACGCGCUCAUCCGCCUGAACGGCACGCGCAGCGGGCCCGACCUGGAGACGUGCGACUGCGCCAAGGACGCGGACUGCCACAGCGCCAAGCGCGCCAUCGAGCCGUGCCUGCCCCGCAGACACCCGAGCGACGCCGGCGGCAUCGGCUGCAUGGAGGCCCGCCAGCGCUGCGAGGAGGACAGCGGGUGCCACGCCUCCCUCGCGGCCUACUUGUCACACUGCGGGCAGCUGUUCAACGGCAGGAAGUGCUCGGCCAAAUGUAAAGCCACCAUCCAGCAGAUGCUGUUCAUCCCCAACGGCAUGCUGCUGAACCGCUGCGUCUGCGACGGGGAGGAGAGGCCCUUCUGUGAAGUGGUCAAGGAGAACAUGAGCAGACUCUGCUCCAUAGGGGACCACAGCGUCUCGGACCAGCCUGAGGUCGAUGACCAUUAUGAGGAUGAGGACUAUGAUCCCAGAAGUGGCAGGGAGGAGGGUUACCCCGAUAGUUCCUCUGAUCCCCACAGGUUAUCCAGCUGCCUGGUGCUCCUGUUCCUCAGAACAUUAUUCUGACAUCAUGGGGACCUUUGACCUUUGGUGGAGCUUUCUCUCUCUCUCCAUUCUUUGACAGUGCAGCCAUAAGUUGUUUAGUGCUAGAAUCUGGACUCAAACUUUUCUCAUUGCUGGGCCAGGGCAUUCUCAGUUGGAGGUGGUUUGUGCUGACAGACUCUCCACACACAUGCUCAGUCUUUUCUCCAGGAAUCCACAGAGGCAAGCUUUUUUCCCCCCACAGAGAAACCCUCCUGUUGUCAAAAGACAAACAUAAAAUCUUCUCAGAUGACAGGAAGUGACCUGAACUAGACUCUGUGCACAUUCUGUGUGUCUGCUCCUGUUUAUUUGGUUUGGUGUCAGUGCUACUUAAAAAGUGUGGCCUUUUAUUAAGACUUUGGGCAAACAUUGGACUCAUCCAGCCACUGUUUGCUCUGCUCUCCAUUUCAGAGGCCUCGGCAUUGUUGCCCUAACCACACUUCAAAUAUUUGUGGGAAAACAGUGCCGAGGACAGGCGAGGGUGUGGGAUGGAGUACUUAAAAUGAACUGAAGCGCCUCUUUCUAGCACUCUGUUCAGGUCCCCUCCCCCCACCGGGGACUGUUUUAUUGAACUUUUCCUGAGACCACCUCCCCAAUCCCAGCCCCUCUCUUCCUCCUCUGUACAGCCUGCUCCCCAUUCGCCUUUACAAGACCCCUGGCUUUAUGAUUGCUUUCACACUUGCCACAACACUUCAGCUGCUGGUAUGGACGCAUCAACAUUUCAUACCAGCGGUCUGAUUUCUUGUGUCAAAACCCAUUUUGUGAAGAAGAAAAGGAGCUCGUUUGCCUUAGAACGUGUGCCUUGAAGUCUUUUAUUGUGUGUUUUCAUGUGAAGGUGCUAAUGUUCCUCGUUUGAAUGUCUGCGUCAAGUUUACUGUUUCAAACCAGCGUCCCUCCAUUAGCUGUUCAGCAAAAAAAGAAAAAAAAGUAUUUACCACUUGAAAUGAAGUCUUGAAUAAAUCUGUUUAAUGUUAAGUUAUGAAGCUAUAGGAUAUGAAGAAUGUGUGUGUGUUUUACAAUCAUAUGCAGUGAAAUAAAUAAGUGUUAUCAUGUAGAUCAGAUUCGGUUCACAAAACCCAGCCAUGAUUUUCCUGUUUUGGUGUUUUUGUAGAAAAAUAGCAGCAGCUACAUUCCAGAGAGUCUUCAACGUGGAACUAUGAAGUUUUACAAUAAAAUACUUAUAAAAUAA